AUGAGUCGUACAGAGCCGAGGUACCCCGGAUCAGCAUCCUGCUCGUCGUUGAUUCAGCUGAGCACACCAGAGUCAGUGGGUGUAGGCCCGGGGCGUGACACAAGGUCUCUCACCAGUGGCCACCAAAUCCUCUUUGUAUAUAUACACAUACAUAGAAAGUUUUUUAUGCAAAACACAAGUCUCAAUUUCUGUGUAUUUCUCAAAAUCCUUCUUUUUUUUUAUGUCACUUAUUUAAAGCUACAAAAGUAUCUCACUAUGGGUAUCAAAAUGAGUCCCCUUAUUCAAGGUACUAGAAUCUUGAGGAGGUUUUCAAACUCCGGAAGUGUUCCAAAAGGGCAUUGUGCAGUAUAUGUAGGAGAGAGACAGAAGAAGAGAUUCGUCGUGCCAAUAUCUUACUUGAGCCAGUCUUUAUUUCAAGACUUGUUAACUCAAGCUGAAGAACAGUUUGGCUUCGAUCAUCCAAUGGGUGGUCUCACAAUACCUUGCAAAGAGGACGUGUUUGUUGAUCUCACAUCCCGCUUGAGAUCAUGAGUUGUAUCAAAGUGUAAAUUCUCUUGCAUAGAAAUUUUGUAAAGUAGUAGACUUAGAUACUAGAAAGAGGAGAUUUAGAGAGGAACUUUCACUGUAUAGUUCAGAAACACAAGAAUCUAUAGAACUUGUUUCCAUGAUCAA
This is a messenger RNA of Solanum stenotomum, 672 nucleotides long. RefSeq names its product auxin-responsive protein SAUR36-like. Bases 1 to 531 code for a protein of 176 amino acids. NCBI's taxonomy places the organism in Eukaryota, Viridiplantae, Streptophyta, Magnoliopsida, Solanales, Solanaceae. The transcript is spliced from 4 exons. Gene Ontology annotation, biological process: response to auxin. The record is from RefSeq and is a predicted model, not a curated record.